Chelonus insularis is the source of this 1209-nucleotide messenger RNA. Its product is annotated as short-chain dehydrogenase/reductase family 16C member 6. The transcript is spliced from 7 exons. Gene Ontology annotation, molecular function: oxidoreductase activity, acting on the CH-OH group of donors, NAD or NADP as acceptor. Lineage: Eukaryota; Metazoa; Arthropoda; Insecta; Hymenoptera; Braconidae. Bases 54 to 1073 code for a protein of 339 amino acids. The record is from RefSeq and is a predicted model, not a curated record. Gene Ontology annotation, cellular component: lipid droplet.
UUUUAAAAAAGUGAAAAUAUUAUUGAUAAUUAGUUUCCAAUUAAAUUAGAAAAAUGUCUCUUAUACGAUCAAUAGGUGAUGUUGUUGGAUUUCUAAUGUACUCUGUAUAUAUUAUCAUUGAAAGUAUUGUAAGAUCACUUAUUCCAACGAAAUAUAAAAUGAAAAGUGUCGCGGGUGAAAUAGCUCUUGUAACUGGAGGUGGAGGUGGUCUUGGAAGGCUUCUUUCAUUACGACUUGCUGAUCUUGGAGCAAUUGUCAUCGUCUGGGACAUCAAUGAGGCUGGUAUUGAUGAAACAGUCAAGUUGGUCAGAGCAGCUGGUGGUAAAUGCUAUGGAUAUGUCUGUGAUCUUUGCAAUAGAGAAGAUGUCUAUAAGAAAGCUGAUCUUCUUAAGAAAGAAGUUGGUCAGGUGUCAUUAUUGAUCAACAAUGCUGGAAUAGUAACUGGAAAAAAGUUUAUGGAAACAUCAGAUGAGUUAAUCACAAGAACAAUGGAAGUGAAUACAAUGGCACACUUUUGGACAGUAAAGGCUUUCUUGCCAGCUAUGAUGGAAAAAAACAAAGGACAUAUUGUCAGUAUUGCCAGUCUUGCUGGACAUUGUGGAGUCCCUAAGCUUGUUGAUUACUGUGCUUCGAAAUUCGCAGCAGUUGGCUUUGAUGAAGCUUUGAGAAUGGAGCUUGAGGCUGAUGGAUAUACCAAUAUUCACACUACGGUCAUCUGCCCUUACUUUAUCCGUGCAACAGGAAUGUUUGAAGACGUAGAAUCAAGAUUCCUGCCGACCUUGAGCUCAAAUGAAGUUGCUGAUCGGGUUAUAACUGCGAUCAGAUGUAACGAAAAGUAUGCAAUUGUGCCAGGCUAUCUUCAAGGUUUACUGGCAGCUAAAUGGAUUUUUCCCAAGGAUUGUGAAUCGAUGCUUCUUCGUGGUUUAGUUGGAGAUGUUGCACCAAAGCCACCUAUUGAACCAAAGAAGUUACCACUUGACAAUCAACAAGGACAUGAGCCAUCAAAAGACCAGAAUGGAGUUCUCCAUCAGCAAUUAACAAGACGUGUUUCAAGCUCAGAGAGAAAACCGUAAUUCUUUGCAAGAAUUUUCUACAAGGUACGAGGUCCACUUAAGACACUUGCACUGACAGCGAAAGUGACGUGGAUAUAGCAUGGUUGUGAUGAUAAUAAUGACGAGUACGACGUGUUAUAAUAUAGUUUAAAAAAAA